Impatiens glandulifera is the source of this 1323-nucleotide messenger RNA. RefSeq lists its product as uncharacterized. NCBI's taxonomy places the organism in Eukaryota, Viridiplantae, Streptophyta, Magnoliopsida, Ericales, Balsaminaceae. Bases 227 to 1225 code for a protein of 332 amino acids. Gene Ontology annotation, biological process: regulation of DNA-templated transcription. Gene Ontology annotation, molecular function: transcription coregulator activity. The transcript is spliced from 4 exons. The record is from RefSeq and is a predicted model, not a curated record.
CUCUACUCUACUGCGGAGGAUUCAAAAGAGCCCCCACCUCCCACCCCCACUCCGGGCAAACAAAACACUGAUAGCUCCAUAACCCAUCCAUGGUACUACCAUUUCUCAACUUCUCUCUCUCUCUCUCUUCAAAAUCAGAUCUUUUCUGCAAUUCCCCCUUUCCCAUAUGUCCAAACCACUCUCUCACCAUCUACCUUCAACUUCUUAACUAGUAAGAUCGCCCAAGAUGCCAAGGCCAGGCCCAAGACCUUACGAGUGCGUGAGGAGGGCUUGGCAUAGUGAAAGACACCAACCCUUGAGAGGUUCCAUCAUUCAACAGAUUUUCAGGGUUGUACACGACAGUCACUCAUCUUCCACUAAGAAGAACAGGGAAUGGCAAGAGAAAUUGCCUAUUGUUGUCUUGAAAGCUGAAGAAAUCAUCUAUUCUAAAGCCAAUUCCGAGGCGGAAUACUUGGAUUCACAUACCCUAUGGGAAAGGAUCAAUGACGCCAUUAAUACAAUCAUCAGGAGAGAUGAAACUACUGAAACAGGACUAGACCUCUUGCCCCCAUGUGUAGAAGCUGCCCUUAAUUUGGGAUGUGUUCCUGUAAGAGCAUCAAGAAGCCAACGGAAUGCAAAUCCCAGAACUUAUCUUUCCCCAAGAAUUCAGGAACCUGCAAGCGCCAUACAUCAUCCAUUGGAGAAGAACAAUCCUUCUUCUAGUACCAACCAGUUCAACCAAAUUCAAAAUAACGCAGCACCUGCCAAUGUGGGUUCGGUUUAUCCCCUUUAUUAUGGUAAUGAUUUUCAAUCUUCAAGACCCCAUUUGGAAUCAUCAUCUUCCUUUCCAAAUCCCAUAAUCGUUGGCAGACAGCUUACUCUAGCUACUCCUGCUGCUGCUUCUUCUGCUGGAAAGCAUGAAUUAAGACCACCACCCACUUGUGAUUUAACUUUGCGAUUAGGAUUAGGAUUAGAUUUAGGAUUAAGCACGGGCAUGGGAACAACGAGAAAUUCCCCUGUUCUUCACGACAACAUUGAUCUUAACCUUCUUCCUGAGGAGGAGAUUUUCCGCCAUCGCCAUGGCAAGGAGCUCUCUUUUCAGCAUUGUAGAAGAGACAAAGGGAAAUUGGGUGAAGUUAGUAGGAAACGAAACAUUGAAGAUGAAGAUGAUGGACCUUUUUACACACAACCCAGAAGGCCAUCAACUAACCAGUUUACUUAUCAAAGUAAAAAGCCAGGUUUGUAGACAGACUCUUCUUCUUCUUCUUCUUCGGCUGUAUGUAUUCUUCUUCAUUCACAAUGAUUUUUGAAAGAGAAAAAGAGAGUUGCAGUAAACUUUGUUUA